UAGAAUAUUGCCAGCAUGCUAUUUGCUCCUUAGUAACUAGCCCUCUUUUACUUCUCAUCUUCAGCGGUGCCAAGUACGUUCAUCUCAAAAAAUGGCUGCUCAAAACUUAGCAUUGGAUAGCUUCUGGGUGGAUAAGUCUAAGUUUGAUGAAAGUGAGAUUCAGUACUUUGAGCGUUUAGGAAGUGCACUGUUAACUCCUCUGGCUGAUGAGGUUGCUAAAGCGAGACAGCGGUUAAUUGAAAUUAGGGAAAAUAUGGAUGAUGAGUUGUCGGCAGGUAAUAGCAGUCCACAACCUCUGCUCAUUACUGACUUCUUGGACUGUAGUAACUUGAAUACACCAGAAUUGGUUGAAUCUACACAUAUAGUUGACUCGGGUGUUAGCACAAUGGGUUUAAUGGAGAAUGAAACCAUGAUGUUCAUAGAGAAAAAAAUGUCUGAAUUUAGUAACAUGAUCUUGAACAUCCAAAAUCAGAUGAUGAAAUUCAAUGAGAGGUUGGUCUCCAUGGAAAGCAUGAUGGGAUCAAAGACGGAAUCUUGUCCAAUGGUUUGCCCGAAAGCCCAAGUCUGUAAGAAGGCUGCACCAGUCGAAGAGGAGGAUGAUGAUGACGUGGACCUCUUUGACUCUGACUCUGAAGAUGAUGAAGUCGCAGCAAAGCUUAAAGAGGACCGUCUCAGCGCUUACAACGCAAAGAAAUCAAAGAAACCUGCGUUGAUCGCUAAGUCCAGUAUCAUUUUGGACGUGAAGCCCUGGGACGAUGAAACCGACAUGAAGUUGUUGGAAGGUGAAGUUAGAAAAAUCGUUAUGGAUGGUAUGCUUUGGGGCGCCUCCAAACUUGUGCCUUUGGCUUACGGUAUCCACAAGUUGCAAAUCAACUGCGUUGUGGAAGAUGAAAAAGUAUCAAUUGAUGCCCUGCAAGAGCAAAUCGAAAGUAUCGAAGACUACGUCCAGAGCGUUGACAUCGCUGCCUUCAAUAAGAUCUAAGAAGCUAGUCAUGUCAUCAUAUAUUCAUAAUUAUUCCCUGUUGCUCCGGUUUUUCUAAUUUAUAUUAUUACCAGUUUUUACUUUCCGUGAAUCUUUUGCCUCAAUAAAAACUUGUUUAUUUAA
This is a messenger RNA of Nicrophorus vespilloides, 1105 nucleotides long. RefSeq names its product probable elongation factor 1-beta. Gene Ontology annotation, molecular function: guanyl-nucleotide exchange factor activity; translation elongation factor activity. Bases 92 to 982 code for a protein of 296 amino acids. The transcript has 7 exons. The record is from RefSeq and is a predicted model, not a curated record. Gene Ontology annotation, biological process: translational elongation. Gene Ontology annotation, cellular component: cytosol; eukaryotic translation elongation factor 1 complex. NCBI's taxonomy places the organism in Eukaryota, Metazoa, Arthropoda, Insecta, Coleoptera, Silphidae.